Saccostrea cuccullata (small rock oyster) is the source of this 2284-nucleotide messenger RNA. RefSeq names its product zinc finger protein 845-like. Gene Ontology annotation, cellular component: nucleus. Gene Ontology annotation, biological process: regulation of transcription by RNA polymerase II. The coding region runs from base 108 to 2213 and encodes 701 amino acids. The record is from RefSeq and is a predicted model, not a curated record. Gene Ontology annotation, molecular function: DNA-binding transcription factor activity, RNA polymerase II-specific. The transcript is spliced from 2 exons. Lineage: Eukaryota; Metazoa; Mollusca; Bivalvia; Ostreida; Ostreidae.
CCAAACUCCAAAGCAAAGCCAAGGAAAAAGAUCUGGAACAUUUUUGGCCAUUGUGAUGGCAUGCAUGCACAUAUACUGUUAGAAGCCUGGUUGCAGAGAGGCUAAAUAUGGAGGUUAUUUCUCUUUCAAUAACCUGUAUCAAACACGAGUCCAGCAAUACCAGUGAUGAUACUAAGUACUUCACCACCCAGAAAAAUACUAGUAAAACACAAACAUCUCCAGUAUCUAUACAGACAAAUGUUUCACAACCCUCAAAUAUGGAAUCUUCAAUGAAGAAGGAAGAAAAUGUAGGUCAUGUGACUUCAUCACCAUCUCUGGGCGAUGGACUGGUUGCUCUCAAGCACACAGCUCAAGAAGAGAAGAACAAGAAUGAAAAAUGUCAUAUGGAUCGUAUUCUACCAGGAAUGUCAGAUGAAAAGGCAAAUAAGUCUGAAAAUACUAUAAACAAUGCUGAAAAUGGUGAAUGUUCUGAAAGAAGCCUUGAUUUCUACAAUCAGAAAGAAUCAAAGAAAAAUACUGAUGCUGUUCCAGAGACAGAUGCAGAAGAAAAAGAUGUUAAAGAAGCUUUUACCAUAAUAAAGUGGGAGGCCCCAUUGCAUGAUAAAACAGAGAAAUGUUUUUGUGAUACAUGUAAUUUAAAUAGACAAGCAACAGAAAUGGAUAAUACAAAUUCAUUGAUAUCUUCUCCAUUGCUUAGUGAUGGAAUGGUAACUUUAAAGCACGGAAAAGGAGGAGGGGAGAGAAGCAUGGAAAAAUAUCUUGGUCAUAUGGGUAACUCUCAACCUGGAAUGCUAGAAGAAACUGAAAUCAAGUCUGAACAAUGUAUUAAUGAUUCUAACAAUGGUGGAUCUUUUGAAAGGAACAAUGAAUUCUAUAAUCAGAAAGAGUUAAGAGAAGACAAUGAAAUAAAUUCAGAGACAACUGUAGAGAAAAAUUUGAAAGAAGGUUUUACCAAAAUAAAGUGGGAGGGCUGCAGGUUUGAUAAAACAGAAAAUGAUAAUUUGAUUCAACUAAAUACAAGAGAAGUUGAUACCAAUUCUGUGAAUGUGGACAUUGAUAAUGACUCACAUAUAACCAUUGUAAAAUAUAAUUCACUUAAAGCAAAUGAUUCACAGAUCAAAAAUAAUAGUCAGAAAAGACCUUCCACUUCUCGUAUAUUUCCAGGAAAACAACCUGUUGUGAUAUUGAAAAGAUUAAAAAUGAAGGAUGGCUCGAACAGCUGUGAUUAUUCUAAAACUACAGGAAAAGAUCCAAGUGAUGAGGUUUAUAGCAGCGAAGUAAAAAUUGAAAGGAAAGAUGAUGAACAAACAUUUAUUGAAACAUCUGAACAGGGGAUGUUCUUGAGAAAUAUUUCUGACACUGAAGGACCUGUCAAGACAAGCUCUUCUGUGAAGGAGGAAAAAAAAGAUGCAGGGACAGAUCAAUGUGAGUUUGACCUGAGUCAAGAAAUGAAAGACGAGAUCCAAAGUGCCAUUCAAACAAACAUCGAAGCGAUGGUGAUUUCUAAUCAGACAAGUAAUGGGGAGGGAUUCUCCUAUGUUUAUCCAUAUGCUUGUGGACAGUGCAAUUAUACAGCAAAAUUACAGCAUCAUCUUAAAAAUCACAUGAAGAUACAUUCAACAGACCGUCCCUUUGUGUGUGAUGUUUGUGGAAAAGGGUUCAAACAUGAUCACCACUUAAAUGGACACAAGCGAACUCACUCGGGUGAGCGUCCUUACUCCUGUGAGGAAUGCGGCCGAGAUUUCACCCAGAUAAGCAAUUUACUCCGACACCAGAAAACUCAUCAAGGACUUCCAGAAUCACCGCGCCAUAAAUGCUUGAAAUGUGACACAAGUUUCUCUACAGCGUAUUCACUUAAACGCCAUCAAGACGUACACGAAAAUUUAAAAGAGAAAGUUAAAACUAUGAAGAAUCAUAAAGGCAAGAAGAAGAAAUUGACAUAUAAUCCUCGCAUUGAUGACACGAGGCGAGAGUUCGAGUGCGAUGUUUGUGGGCGUCGGUUCCGUAGGAAGGAACAUGUGAUGCGACACAUGUUGACACACACCGGGGAGUCUGCGGUACACAUACAUGCAUGUGAAGUGUGUGACAAAAAAUGUGGUAGUAAGCGGGCUCUUGAGAAUCAUAUAAAAAUCCAUACAGGGGAUGAUAUUGACAUCGAUUCCAUGUCUUCAACAGAUGAAUCUGAUUCUGAGGAAGAAUUUGAAUCUGACUAAUAAAAUUAUAAGAUAUAUUAAUUUUUGUAUAAAAUAUUAACAAAGGAAAACAAGUAUAAAGUGAGCAUAUG